UCAACGCAACGCGCACGGGGAACGCUCCCAACGCUCACUCAACUCUCCUCUCUCUCUCUCUACGCCGCUCCGUACACACACACACGCACACAGGCGCGGGGAGAGAGAGAGAGACGGCGAACAAACUCGCCCCGAAGUUAGCCGCAUCACAGCAGCGCGGACGAGAAGCGAGUUCCCUGAAACUUCGGACCCGCAGAGGUGCGACACUCAACGCGCAAGUGUGCCCCACGUUCCGUUUCAGAGUUAAACAAAAUACGAUGGAAAUGCCGUGACAUGGGCUGCAGAGUUCCCAUAUCAGCAGACGACAGUGAAGCCGGAAAUGCGAUGGCCGAAUUCUGCCGUUUGAAAGUGGAGGACUUCUAUGACAUCCACGGGGUUCUUGGGAGCGGGCAGUUUGCAGUCGUGAAGAAAUGCUGCGAGAAAAAGUCCGGCCUGGAGUUCGCUGCCAAGUUCAUCAAGAAGCGACGGUCACGCAGCUCUCGACGGGGAGUGGUGCCCGAGGACAUUAAGCGGGAAGUGAGCAUCCUGAGCGAGCUGCGGCACCCCAACAUCAUCAGCCUGCACGAGGUGUACGAGAACGACACCGACGUGACCCUCAUCCUCGAGCUGGUAUCUGGCGGGGAGCUGUUUGAUUUCCUAGCUCACAAGGAGUCGCUGUCAGAGGAUGAAGCCACAGAGUUCCUGAAGCAAAUUCUGGACGGUGUGAGUUACCUGCACUGCAGGCGCAUAGCCCACUUUGAUCUCAAGCCUGAGAACAUAAUGCUGCUGGAAAACCGUGCACCUAAAGCCAAUGUCAAGAUCAUUGACUUCGGACUGGCGCAGAGCAUUGUGGAUGGUGUGGAGUUUAGACAUAUUUUCGGGACACCUGAAUUUGUAGCACCAGAGAUUGUCAACUACGAGCCUCUCGGAGUGCAAGCUGAUAUGUGGAGCAUUGGAGUAAUGACAUACAUUCUGCUGAGUGGGGCCUCCCCAUUCCUGGGUGACACCAAGGAGGAGACCCUGAGCAACAUCUCAGCCGUGGAAUACCAGUUCGACGAGGAGUAUUUCAAGCAGACCAGCGCUCUUGCCAAAAAUUUCAUUCAAAGGCUGCUUUUAAAAAGCCCCAAAGAGAGAAUGAAUAUUGAAGAGGCCAUACACCAUCCUUGGAUUAAGCCAAAGGACAAACAUCAACUGCUGCACAGAAAAUUGUCCUUCAUUAACCUGGAGAAUCUCAAGAGCUUCAAUGCACGCAGGAAGUGGAGGCUCUCAUUGCGAGUGGUGCGGUUGUGCAACCAGCUCUCACGUGCACACAUGCCCAAAGCUGGAACUGAGCAGAACCAUGCUUCCUGCACUACCCACAUGGUGGACUCUGACUGCGGGAGUGGGGACGAGGACGGUUUGACAAUGGCGCUGGACCGACUGCCCAGGGAGGCUCGUGCCGUCCACAUGGACGCGUGCGACGAAGCCGUGGCCCAGCCGAGCCUGAACGGGGCUCACUAGACAUUAACGGCUCACGCGGCCCCGGAUUCGUGAAUGUCUGAAUUCUUUCAUGCCUUAUUUUUGAAUGUCGGUUAGGAAUAAUUUAAUAGUUGUAUUAUUUUUUUUAUAUUGUUGUUCAUGCAAAUACACAUGUUUUUUUUUCUCUGAAGAAAGAUAUCUUUACUUGGUGUUGGCUUAGUAUGUAGGCACUUUCAUGCAUUGGCAAUAAUUUUGAUACCUCUUCAUUAAAUACAACAAACCUUCAAAUUUGUCAUACAGUUGACAUCGAAUUACUACGGUGAUUGCAAUUUGAGCUCAGUCGAUUGUGCUUGAACGGUAUCGUAUAGAAGGCCACCACAUGCCUGACUUUGUCCUGGACAGAGGAUAAAUUGUCUAUCACAUGUGGAUGGCAGAAAUGAUGCAACUCGGAUAAUAUAUGAUCCAUCUGUAGGACUUCAGAAAAGUCACUUGCUUGGUUUAUUGCCUGGACAACAUCACUCCAUCCCUUGGCACUCUUCCCCUCCACGCUGUUUGCAAUAACAACAACAGCACCCGCCAUUCGCCACUAAGUGACGGUGAUGUCACCACGUCGCCUGUGCCAGGCCAGGUGCACUUUGAGGCCACAUGAAGUCACAUGAUAGCAAUACAUCCAGUCGCACCCACGUACCCCCGAGGUGGCACGCUAACUUGAAUGGUUUUGAUUUAAAGCUUUCGUGACUGCAGGGAUUCAUCUUCUUGGUUUUUUCGGUAAGUCACGUAGAAGGGAAAUAAUAAAAUAAUAAAAAUAAAACAUAAUAAAAUAAUUCUCACGACGUUUCGGCCACAACGUAAGCAGCCGUCCUCAGGUGAAGACCAGGUCUGUCGGGGAGACAUGUUUUAUUUUUCUUAUUUUAUUAUUUCCGUUCUACGUGACUUUACCGAAAGAACCAAGAAGAUGAACUUGAAUGAUAUUCAAACAUAAAUGCACUCUAUUUGUAUUUAUACUUUCAAUCGAAGCCUAAGGCUAGCUUUUACUUGAUCGGUUAUUAUGAUUGGCCCACAGUGAGUAAGCAGCCUCUGGCGGGAUUGUCUUUGCCUGGAAAUUAAAUGUACAUGAGAAGAAGUUCGUUAUUGUGCGCACGUUUGCCUUUGGAAUUGUUAACGCCCCCGUAUCCCAAGGUACAUGAGACUUGCAUAGCAACAUUCUAUUUUGGUUUAGUAGCAUGAUUUAUAUUUCUAAUUCUCUCACUUAAUUAUCAAAUUGCAUUUACAAGCAAUAUAGAUGCGUGUCUUCACCUGUGUGCUUUGGAUACCAGCACUGUAUAUGCCUCUGUUGCCAGGGCAACAAACAGCAAAUAUUUACACCGUGGAUGAAAUUAUUUAAAAAAGGAUCUUCAUGCUUCAUCGGAAUUUGUUUAUAUUCUUGGUUCUUUCGGUAAAGUCACGUAGAUAGAAAAUAAAAAUAACAUUACAAAAAAAAUUAAAAUUACAAUUAUUAAUUUAAAAUAAUAAUACCAGUUUUGUUCUAACACACCAUAGCUUCUUGGCGCCUGCUGUACUGCAUUAUCAUGAUGCUGCUUUUUCAAAGAAAAUUGCUAAGUUAAAACUAACAUUUAUACCGAGCGUUUAGUGACCCAAAAAGAUAGCUUACGUUUGGGAAACGCAGAAAAAGUAUUUACAUUUUUCCUUUUAUAUUUUACCAACACUUUCUUAAAAUAAAAAAUGUUGUACAGUGUGGUUUAUUUAUAGGGAUUUUAUCCAUUUCCUUCUGCUAAUAUUUUAACCAGCAGUGAGAAUUUAUUUUUAGAAGAAAAAAACGUUAUCUGGUCAUCUGCCAAAACAUAUGAUCCACAUCCAACUUCAUGAUGGUCAAGUGGAAGUAACCUCUACUUUUUGUAUUGAAAUGUACUUUAUACAGUAUCUUCAAAAGGUCUGUUUAAUAAGUAUGAAAUCCAGAAGUUUAUUUCUGUCGACUAAAAGUGCAAAAGUAGCAUCAAUGAAUGUACGACCCUUUUUCAAUUAACUGCUGGAUGAAAGUCUUACCACACCUUUUCGGUCAUGGGGGUUGGUUAACCAGACUGCACCACGUGAUCAUUUGCGGGUUGGUGAAGAAAGGUGAGCAGGACAUCUUUAGAUUAGGAGCUUUAAAAUUGUGGCAUCUUUGCAUUUCAGGCAGCCGUGUGAAAAAAAGCUGGCAAAUAAUGGUUAUCGGUUUUCCGCAUGUACAGAAAUCUCUAGCAAUAAGCAUAACAUUGUUACCUUUUUAACUGAGACACAAAGGCAGCUGCCACAGUGAAUUUUUUAGAACUUCUUUCGCACCGUACAUAGCUAGCCUUGCUAAUCGGAGGUGAUGUUGCGUCAUUGUUAGAACACUGGCCUUGAAAUGUACAGGUGGCCGGUUCAAUUCCAUCUGCUGAAGCAGCAGUUGUGGAAAUUGGACAAGUUUCUUAAAUCCCCUACCCCCUCUCCUCUGUCCGCCAAGCAAUAUACAUUUAGUACACCACUAUAUAUCGGAAGGUCACCUGUGGUGGGGUAAAACGUGGGUACUCCAACCUCUUCCAAGACGUCUGGUCAGCGUGGAAGUGUAGGCCAAAAUAGACGCAAUCUCUAGAACUCUCUCUAGUGGAGGUCCGUCUGCCACCAGUGGAGUGAGCAAGCAAUUGUGGAGUUGCGCCUUCACCUUUUAACUGAGAAACGAGGGGGGAAAAUGUACGCGCGGUGACUUAAACCAGCGUGCCAUUUGUAGGUCCGCGCAUGCCGAUCGGUGCAUUAACUACGAAGGUUUCCACUGGAAUCGGUAACCGGUUCCUGACUUUCGGAACUGGUGGUUAAUUCUGGAAACAAUCAUCGGUUUGCCGAUGGUUGAACAACGCUCAUUCAGAUAUAAACCUAAUGAUUUGGUGAUUCUUCUGCGUUGACAGUGGUGCACAAGAAGAAUUGGCAACAACCAAAAACUCAACACACCUGUAAAUGACACUGCCUUAAAAGAAAACAUAUAAUUGGUGAGGUUAUGGGCAGUGGUGUAUCAUCAUUUUUGUGCUUUGAAGAAGGGCCAGCCAUUUUUUAAAUACACAUUGUCUUCUUUUUUUGCAUUGUUAUUGAGGAAUGUGUUGAGUUUUCUCGUUCAGGUAUCACUCGCCACUGGUGUUAGCCGUGGCCGAGAAUCAAACUCACCGGGUUCAUUGCACCAUUCACUAUGCCCCCCCCCCCCCAAAAAAAAAAGCAACUAUUUUAGCUAUGCGUUCACUUAUGCAACGAUUGUAAACUGCUAUUUCAGUAUAACACUUCCAAAUGGGACUUAAAAUUAAGUAAUAUGUAAUAUUUAAAAAAACCUUUUUUUUAAACACGCUUUUGUGAAAUGUACUAGUAAUGGCAGAACUCCACGACUCCAGUAAGUGACCCCGAAGCUUGCCAUAACGUAAGGGGGACCAUGGCUAAUUACAGCCAACGUCAGUUGAUCGUGGACAAUUAGACCCAAGCCGAAACAUAACAUGCAAAAAAUAUGUUUCAAAAAAUAUAUAUAUGUUUUAUAUGAUAAAAUAUAGUAUUGUCAUCAGUAUGACAUAAGUAUACCAAGUUUGCAGUCGAUACCACUUUGGGAAGUGGGUUAAAAUUGAGUUACAAGAUUUGAGGAUACAACAACGACAACAACAGACAGAGUUAAUAAAAGCAUGUAAAAAAGCUUGAAUGAGUGUUUUGGGGUGUUUAUUGUAUGUACAUGUAUAGGCACUCUUUUUUUUUGCUUUGUAAAUGCUCACAUUUUUUUUAUUCACUGCUGUAUUAUGCCUUGUGUGUGUAUAUAUAUAUAGUAAAAUAAUAAAUUACGUGUCGACGUUUUAUCGCAGUCUGUUGUUUAUAAAUCUGUAAUGAACAAUUUUAUUUUAUGGUCAUAUAUCUUGGAAGCAUUGUACGUGAAUCAUGCUUGCUAUUGCUUUCACAGCUAUCGUUUGUAUCGCUUUAAAGACUUACAUAAUUCUGAAACGUACGAUAUCAUUUGUCUGGAAUGAGUGCCUUUAAGCCUUACUGAUAGUGUACUUACACGCAUAAGUCGCUGUUACGUCACGGUGUGCCUUAUGACUGCGUGUCAAAAACAUAAGAACAAAUCCUUUCAAAGUUCAUGACAGCCGCUGUUUACCGCACACAAUUGGUAUGUUAUGCACAUGCAUGGAAUGGACCAUUUGUGGAAAACACUAAAAUCUUGUUUAAGGAUCGAUGUAUUUACUAACUUGAGUAUAUGUGUGUAAACAUCAUUAUAGUGACAUAAUACAGAUCCUGUGUAAUGCACACAAAGGCUUUCUAAUAAAACUUACACGUGUUAAAAAA
Messenger RNA from Lethenteron reissneri (Far Eastern brook lamprey), 5760 nucleotides. Its product is annotated as death-associated protein kinase 2-like. Gene Ontology annotation, molecular function: ATP binding; protein serine/threonine kinase activity. The record is from RefSeq and is a predicted model, not a curated record. Gene Ontology annotation, cellular component: cytoplasm; nucleus. Lineage: Eukaryota; Metazoa; Chordata; Hyperoartia; Petromyzontiformes; Petromyzontidae. Gene Ontology annotation, biological process: protein phosphorylation; intracellular signal transduction; positive regulation of apoptotic process.